AAUACCCCCUCAUCCUCGGCCUCCUUAAUUCAGUGGAGGUUAUAAAAAUAAGAUCGCCUUCCUUCGGGUUCUUCGCGUAUUCGACCGGAGUUAGUAGGCUGCCUAUUACAGUCAGAAAGAUUUAGCCGCUAGAAGAGGAGAGAGGUGGAGAAUGGAGGGAAAGGUCGGCAAAAUUCUCUUCCACGUUAUCAUAGCUGUCAUCAUGGUCUUCACAGGGACCAUCAACACACUAGCUGCAAAAUGGGCCGACCAGCUGUAUGCCCGUGGCACUAACCCAAGGCCACCCCACCUCUUUAUCCAUCCUUACUUUCAAGCAGUGCUGAUGUUCCUAGGAGAAAUGUCGUGCAUCGUCGCCUUCAAGAUAUGGUACUACUAUUACUACUUCACCAAGAAAGACCUCACCAAGUUCGGCCCGCAGAAGUUUAACCCUCUGAUAUGGGCCAUCCCCGCGAUGUGUGACCUCACGGCGACCUCUACGAUGUACCUCGGGCUCACCUGGACGUACGCCGCAAGUUUCCAGAUGCUUCGUGGAAGUGUAAUCAUAUUCACGGGGCUCCUCUCCGUGGCGUUUCUCGACUCGAAGCUACAGUUGUACAAAUGGGUGGGGAUGUUCAGUGUCAUCAUUGGCCUAGCCCUUGUCGGCGUCGGGGACUUCAUCUUCUUCCAGAAGGGCCAGCACACGGACAAGUACACUGUUCUUGCCGGCGAUCUACUCAUCAUCGCUGCACAGGGCAUCGUGGCCAUCCAGAUGACAUUCGAGGAGAAGAUAAUAAAAAAGUACCAGGUUCCCCCGCUCCAGGCGGUCGGCUGGGAGGGAAUUUUCGGGUUCUCCAUCCUCAUAGUCCUCCUGGUGCCCAUGUACUUCAUCCCCUGUGCAUCUCCCAGCCUCAUCCGACUUCUGGCAGGAUCACGUUCGUUUCGAAGACGCAAUCGACGGCAUAGUACAGAUGGGUAACAACUGGAAGCUACUCCUAUCAAAUCUCGGUCUCAUUGUGAGCAUCGCUUUCUUCAACUUUUCCGGGCUGACGGUGACCAAAACCAUGAGUGCCACUACGCGUAUGGUGCUCGACAGCGUCCGUACCAUCUUCAUCUGGGUCUUCUCCCUGUCGGUAAUGUGGCAAAACUUCGAGCCGCUCCAACCGGUCGGUUACCUCGUCCUGUUUGUGGGUACGUGCAUCUACUACAACAUCAUCAUAGCUCCGUCGGUGAAGUGGGUUCUCGUUCGCGUGUUCCCUCGCAGUCGAUUCGUGCGGCGGUGUGUCAUAGGCAGAGGUUUGGACUACGACGCUGCACAUCCGUCUGAGAGAGAGCCGUUCCUCAAGAAGAACGCCAUCAACGAGCCUCCGUAUGGCCUCGAGGAUUCUGACUAGACAUUAUAUGUAACACCUUGUUGUGAUACUAACUCUGAAUUCACACACACACUGUUUCGUUGACAUUGCAGUAUGUAUAUAGAAUACUUUGUUCCCUGUUAUCACCGUCAUUUGUAUACUGAUUUGACUCAGAAGUUAUGAGCACAUAAGCGCUAUAUAGCACACAUUAUGAUAAUUAGAGUGAUACAAUAGUAACAUAAGUGAUACGUGUAUAUAUGUAUAUAGCUACUUCGAUUAUCAUAAACCACAAAUUAACAACAAUACAACACUACCACUCCAUAUAAUUAGAUUAUAUAGGAAAACAAAAUUGUCCGAUGAAACAAAAUCAGUGUUCAAAAUUCCUUGUGGAAGAGAUUGUAGCUCUCAUGAAUCAGGUCUGCUGCUUCCUG
Geodia barretti is the source of this 1759-nucleotide messenger RNA. Lineage: Eukaryota; Metazoa; Porifera; Demospongiae; Tetractinellida; Geodiidae. The record is from the annotation of a GenBank genome assembly.